AUGCAAGUGGCAGAAAUAUUAUCGGAUAUCACCUCCCUUCGUGUCUGUGGUCACAGCGAAGCUCUUGCACUGGUCAACGUGCACAAGAAUCUUUCAGACCGAGAAUCCACCGAGCCUGGCAGUGCGUCGGCAGAUAAGAGCCAGACCCAAGACAGGGAUGAUCUUCGUCGCGCAAAGGAGUUAGUCGAGCUACACUACGAGGUGAAGGCGCGGCAUGCCAAUGGUACGGUCGAUGAAGAGUUGAGACUUGCCCGGCAGAGUGUCCGACGAGUUCUGAGCGAGUUGUCGAGUGUUCAGACACAAUAA
Penicillium soppii is the source of this 306-nucleotide messenger RNA. RefSeq lists its product as uncharacterized. NCBI's taxonomy places the organism in Eukaryota, Fungi, Ascomycota, Eurotiomycetes, Eurotiales, Aspergillaceae. The record is from RefSeq and is a predicted model, not a curated record. The transcript has 2 exons. The coding region runs from base 1 to 306 and encodes 101 amino acids.